Messenger RNA from Drosophila rhopaloa, 965 nucleotides. It is a transcript of the gene Prosalpha7, whose product is annotated as proteasome subunit alpha type-3. The transcript has 3 exons. The record is from RefSeq and is a predicted model, not a curated record. NCBI's taxonomy places the organism in Eukaryota, Metazoa, Arthropoda, Insecta, Diptera, Drosophilidae. Gene Ontology annotation, biological process: ubiquitin-dependent protein catabolic process. Bases 104 to 865 code for a protein of 253 amino acids. Gene Ontology annotation, cellular component: nucleus; proteasome core complex; synapse.
CACUAGCCAAGCAAAAGCCGUCAAAUCAUCGUCGCUCAUUUGAUCCAACAUAUUAAACUAAUUUCUGCGCUUUAAUAGUUUAAAUUUCGACCGAGUCUUUAUAAUGAGUACCAUUGGCACAGGAUACGACUUGUCGGCCUCCCAAUUCUCCCCGGAUGGCCGCGUUUUCCAGAUCGACUACGCCUCGAAGGCGGUGGAGAAGAGUGGCACCGUGAUCGGAAUCCGAGGCAAGGACGCCGUGGUCCUGGCUGUAGAGAAGAUCAUCACCAGCAAGCUGUACGAGCCGGACGCCGGUGGGCGCAUCUUCACCAUCGAGAAGAACAUCGGAAUGGCGGUUGCGGGACUGGUGGCCGAUGGAAACUAUGUGGCUGACAUCGCCCGGCAGGAGGCGGCCAACUUCCGGCAGCAGUUCGAGCACGCCAUCCCGCUAAAGCACCUGUGCGACCGCGUCGCCGGCUACGUUCACGCCUAUACUCUGUACAGCGCCGUACGCCCCUUCGGCCUGUCCAUCAUCUUCGCCUCGUGGGACGAGGUCGAGGGCCCCCAGCUCUACAAGAUUGAGCCUUCCGGCUCCUCCUUCGGCUACUUCGCCUGCGCCAGUGGCAAGGCCAAGCAGCAGGCCAAGACCGAGAUGGAGAAGCUCAAACCGGACAUGAAGAUCGAUGAUCUGGUGAAGAGCGCCGGAGAAAUAAUCUACAAGGUCCAUGACGAACUGAAGGACAAGGACUUCCGUUUUGAAAUGGGUCUGGUGGGCAGGGUAACUGAUGGCCUGCAUCGUAUUAAUCCCCCAGAACUGACGGAGAAAGCGCGGAAUGCCGGAGAUGCCGCCAACAAGGAGGAUGACAGCGACAAUGAGACGCAUUAGUUCGUUUGCGGCAGUGAAUCUAAUUCUGGGCCUAAAUACAUAACGUUAAUUUUAUAUUUCCCUAAAGCGCAAAAUGUAUACAAAAAAUCGGGUGAACAAA